AUGCUACCAGUUGGCCUAUCGGGAUAUACCAACGAUCCCGUCAGAAUCGAGCUUGGAUCUGGCGAAUUGCGUUGGUCUUAUUAUUUGCAACUUUAUCCUUUUCCUUUGGAAGUGCUGUACUUUCAUAUGCUGGCCAAUAAGCUGCCCACCCGCGGCCUCCAGCGCCGCGGAACCUGCUCCAACAACCCCGCUACCGAGAGCGAAUACAACACCCCCCUCCACGUCGGGAGCCUGCUAAUCAUCCUGUUCAUCUCCUCCUUGGCCUGCUCAUUCCCACUCAUGUCCGUCAAAUUUAGCUUCCUCCGCAUCCCGUCCUGGUUCCUCUUUCUCGUCCGCCACUUCGGCACAGGCGUCCUGAUCGCAACAGCCUUUGUCCAUCUAUUACCUACCGCUUUCAGCUCGUUGAAUGACCCCUGUCUGUCCCGUUUCUGGACACAUGACUACCAACCCAUUCCAGGCGCGAUCGCGAUGGCUGCUUUGUUCCUGGUGACGGUUGUGGAGAUGGUAUUCAGUCCUGGGAGGCAUUGUUGUGGCAAUGCAGGGAAUACGAAUAUUUACACCAAGGGCGGCAUGGGGGAUGGGCGUGGGAGUUGUGCUGCUCGCAGCGAUUCUCAACAGGACAGUCGUCUGGAGAAGCUGAGGACCGAUGCGACUGGUGUGAAUGCCUUGAUGCGCCGGGAGCGGCCGCUAAGUGGCAAUUCGAGUAGUCUUGGUCGUGAGUUAGCGCAUUUUAAUGCAGACCUUGUGGAGAUGGAACGGAUGCAGACAGUGGAUCGAGGAGAACCACCGAUGGUGGAGAAUGGCAAGACCGUUACGGAUGACAACAAGGUGCUGAGUGAUGAUGACGAAUCCUCGAUUCAGCUGACGCCGGAGCAGCGGCAUAAGAAGGCUGUGCUGCAGUGUAUGUUGUUGGAGAUGGGGAUUUUGUUUCACAGUGUUUUUAUUGGGAUGGCGUUGGCGGUGUCCGUCGGGAGCGAUUUCAUAAUUUUGUUAAUCGCUAUUUCAUUUCAUCGUAUGUCUCCCCUCCCCCUGCCUCCUUCACUCCGUAUCCCUUUCUUCACCAUACCCCUUCAAAACAAGACCGGAUUGGUUUUUGGGAGGAUCCGAAACGAGACUAAUGAAAUUGCAGAAACUUUCGAGGGCCUGGCGCUCGGCUCGCGCAUAGCGGCGAUUGACUGGAGCCAUAAGAAAUCGCAACCAUGGCUCAUGGCUCUUGCAUAUGGCUGCACAACACCCCUGGGCCAAGCAAUCGGCCUGGCAACACACACCCUCUACGAUCCGAACUCAGAAGUCGGCCUGAUAAUGGUCGGCGUCAUGAACGCUAUCUCAUCCGGUCUGCUUCUUUUCGCAUCACUGAGAUUCUUAAGAUCUGCUGCUGGCUAUGACGAGCAGUUACCUUCAGACAUCAGGACUCCAAAAACCCUCCUCCAAACGAUGAAUUAUCUUCUACGAUAUGUUGUAGAAGAUGACGAAACUCUAGCUACCACUCACAAAUUUCUCUGGGAUCGCACACGCUCAAUUCGCAAUGAUUUAUCUAUUCAACAACUUACUCAAGCCCAAGAUGUCUCAAUUGCAGUGAAGUGCCUUGAACGAAUUGCCAGGUUCCACAUCGUAGCUCUCCAUCUCCUGUCCAGUCCUGAAAACUCGGAACCCUUUGAUCACCACCAAGAACGAGAGCAGCUAAAUAAUACCUUAUUAUCCCUCCUAUACUACUACGAUGACAACCGAAAUUUGAUCAAGUUUCCCAACGAGGACGAGUUUCGAGCCUAUUACAUUGUGUUCUCCAUACACGACCAGCGGCCCGAUCUCGAAGCUCGAGUACAAAACUGGCCUCGGGAACUGUUACGGUCACCUCGGGUUCAGGUUGCACUUGAAUUGUUUGCUGCAGCUGGGAAUACUUGGGAAUACCAAGGCACCUUGGAUGCGAAAAGGCCGAACGCAAUUGCCCAAGGCCUCUAUGCGCGUUUCUUCCGCCUUAUUCAGUCUCCUAGCGUCCCGUAUCUCUUAGCGUGUAUUGCAGAAAUAUAUUUUAACCAGGUCCGGCAAACGACAAUCCGAUCGAUAUGGAAAGCGUAUUGUCGACACCCUAUUUCCCAACAACACAAGAACCAAGAGUGGACUGUUGACGAGCUUACUGGAACACUGGCAUUUGACGAUAACAAUCAAACCAUUGAUUUUUGCGAGGAACAAGGGUUCCAGUUUGCGACGAAUGCUGACGGGCAGAUGUAUCUAAAUUGGGGCCAAUUUCCGCUUGAUUCUGUCGCCUUCCAGCCAUCCUCCCAACAAACAUUUUCAUACGAGUACGUCGAAUCUAAGCGUUGUAAUAUGGAGUCAGAUGGACUGUUUGUUAGUGAUCAUGAAGAUGAAAUUCAAACGCAUGAUGCAACGAGCUGGCAGUCGGAUAAAGGAACUAUCGGAACUUUUCAAGCCUACGUUAUUCAUUCCCCCAGCGUUGCCGAACCAGUGUCCGCCACGAAUGAGUUGGCUCAAGUGGCCCGCAGAGGAUCGUUUCUCGCCUAUUGUUUCAUCUACGCAUCAAACUCGCUCAGCCUAUUCUGCACCUGA
Messenger RNA from Histoplasma mississippiense, 2565 nucleotides. RefSeq lists its product as hypothetical. Gene Ontology annotation, cellular component: cytoplasm; membrane; nucleus. The transcript is spliced from 7 exons. The record is from RefSeq and is a predicted model, not a curated record. Gene Ontology annotation, molecular function: metal ion transmembrane transporter activity. Bases 1 to 2565 code for a protein of 854 amino acids. Gene Ontology annotation, biological process: transmembrane transport; mRNA export from nucleus; metal ion transport. Lineage: Eukaryota; Fungi; Ascomycota; Eurotiomycetes; Onygenales; Ajellomycetaceae.